AUGGGCGUCACCCCGUUCCACCGAUCUAUCCUCGAGGUCCGGUUGCCGAAACACUUCGACAAACCAACGGACAUGAGGUACGACGGAACUCAAGACCCUCUAGAACACCUCACGGCCUUCGAGGCCAGAAUGAAUCUGGAGGGAGUGGGGGACGAGGUAAGAUGCCGUGCCUUCCCAGUAACCUUAGCAGGGCUGGCGAUCAGAUGGUUUAACGGCCUCCCGCAAGGAUCCAUCUACAGUUUCUCGGACAUCAGUCGUGCAUUCCUGGCCCAAUUUACAACACGGAUAGCGAAGGCCAAGCACCCUAUCAACCUUCUAGGGAUAACCCAGAGACAAGGAGAACCGACCAGGAGGUACCUAGAUCGGUUCAACGACGAAUGCUUGGAAAUCGAUGGCUUAACCGACUCGGUGGCCAGUCUUUGCCUGACAAACGGCCUCCUCAACGAGAACUUUCGAAAACACCUUACCACGAAACCGGUUUGGACAAUGCAUGAAAUCCAGACGGUGGCCAAGGAGUACAUAAACGACGAGGAAACCAGGGAAGAGGCGCUGAGUAAGGCACCGAGGACAUUCCCCCGAGUCGGAAAAUUCACUAACUACACUCCGCUCAAUCUCCCCAUCGUGGAAGUCUACCAACAAAUAGCCGAGAAAGGAAUCCUGCCGAAGCCCCGACCACUCAAAGACCGCACCGGAGGGAACAAGAACCUUUAUUGUGAUUACCACAAGGGUUACGGCCACCUAACGCAGGAUUGUUUCGACCUGAAGGAUGCAUUGGAACAAGCGAUAAGGGAAGGUAAACUGGCGGCCUUCUCCUACCUAAUCAGGGAGCCAAGGAGGCGCUACCGCGACCAAGACGAGGAAGGCAAAACCCGUUCGGCAAAAAGGCGACAAGAGCCAGAAGGUGGAGAACACGGCCUCACCGUGAUAAACGUAGUGACGGCCAAAAACGCCGCACCAAGAUCCAAAUCCGCACACAAGAAGGACGCCAAGAUAUUGUCGAUCUCCUCCUCGUCGACGCGAAACUCUAAGAAGCCUCCAUUCAUUUCUUUCGGCCCAGAAGACCAAUGGUUCAACGACGUCCCAGAAAACCCACCCAUGGUCAUAACGGCCAGAGUAGGGACCGGUCUCGUCAAGCGCAUCCUUGUUGCACAGGAGCAGAUUCAAACAUCAUGUUCCGCAACGUGUUCGACGCGCUGGGAUUAA
This is a messenger RNA of Arachis duranensis, 1203 nucleotides long. RefSeq lists its product as uncharacterized. Lineage: Eukaryota; Viridiplantae; Streptophyta; Magnoliopsida; Fabales; Fabaceae. The transcript is spliced from 2 exons. The record is from RefSeq and is a predicted model, not a curated record. The coding region runs from base 1 to 1203 and encodes 400 amino acids.